GACUUAAUCACAAUUAUAAUAAACGAAAACAUCGCUAUUUUGUUCGGCUCGCGAAGUGCUCCAUUUUGGUGUAUAGUUUGUGCAGUUUUUCCUGAAAAUGGAUCGAGAUCGCAACCGAAGGCGCGAUAGGUCGCGGUCCCGCGAGCGUCGUCGCAGUCGCAGCCGUGGCGACCGGAAACGCUCACGUUCCAGGUCUCCGUAUCGCAAGGGCCGAUGCCGACGCAGGAAGCCUUCUCUGUACUGGGAUGUUCCACCGCCAGGCUUCGAACACAUCACCCCGCUACAGUAUAAGGCCAUGCAGGCGACCGGGCAAAUUCCGGCCAAUAUCGUCGCGGAUACGCCUCAAGCGGCCGUACCGGUGGUUGGUUCGACCAUAACGCGACAGGCUCGGCGGCUGUACGUCGGAAACAUUCCGUUUGGCGUCACCGAAGAGGAGAUGAUGGAGUUUUUCAACCAGCAGAUGCAUCUGUCCGGUUUGGCCCAGGCCGCCGGCAAUCCGGUGCUGGCAUGUCAGAUCAAUUUGGAUAAGAAUUUCGCCUUCCUGGAGUUCCGAUCGAUUGAUGAAACGACCCAAGCGAUAGCCUUCGAUGGCAUCAAUUUCAAGGGGCAGAGCUUGAAGAUAAGGCGACCUCACGAUUACCAGCCCAUGCCUGGUAUGACCGAUUCGGCCGUAGUUUCUGUUCCAGAAAAAUUCUCCGGCGUGAUCAGCACGGUCGUGCCUGACUCCCCGCAUAAGAUCUUUAUCGGUGGUUUGCCGAACUAUUUGAACGAAGACCAGGUCAAGGAACUGCUACUCUCCUUCGGACAGCUGAAGGCCUUCAACUUGGUCAAGGAUGCUGCAACUGGUUUAAGCAAAGGCUACGCUUUCGCCGAAUAUGUGGACUACAGCAUUACCGAUCAGGCUACUGCAGGAUUGAACGGUAUGCAGCUGGGCGAUAAGAAACUCAUUGUACAAAGGGCUAGCGUUGGAGCCAAGAAUGCGAACGUUGCUGCUGUCGCUCCGGUGCAGAUUCAGGUGCCUGGUCUGUCGUUGGUCGGAUCAUCGGGACCACCGACGGAGGUGCUCUGUCUGCUGAACAUGGUCACUCCGGACGAGCUGAAGGACGAGGAAGAAUACGAAGAUAUUCUCGAGGAUAUUAAGGAGGAGUGCAACAAGUACGGCGUGGUCCGAAGCGUAGAGAUUCCCCGACCCAUCGAGGGUGUUGACGUGCCCGGCUGCGGUAAGGUGUUCAUCGAGUUCAACUCCAUUGUCGACUGUCAGAAAGCCCAGCAGGCCCUUACCGGCCGCAAGUUCAGUGAUCGUGUGGUGGUUACCUCCUACUUCGACCCGGAUAAGUACCAUCGUCGUGAGUUUUAAUUUUAUCACAUUUUGCGUGGGUC
Molecule: messenger RNA, 1380 nt
Organism: Aedes albopictus (Asian tiger mosquito)
Lineage: Eukaryota; Metazoa; Arthropoda; Insecta; Diptera; Culicidae
Product: splicing factor U2AF 50 kDa subunit-like
Exons: 1
Coding region: 98-1357 (419 amino acids)
Biological process (GO): mRNA processing
Cellular component (GO): commitment complex; U2-type prespliceosome; nucleus
Molecular function (GO): poly-pyrimidine tract binding; pre-mRNA 3'-splice site binding
Source: RefSeq, a predicted model, not a curated record